CCUUGUCGCUGUUGGAGUCAUGGGUAAGAAGCAGGAGAAGAAAACGGCCAAGGGUCGUCUGGACAAGUUCUACCACUUGGCCAAGCAGCAGGGCUUUCGAUCCCGUGCUGCAUUCAAGCUGGUCCAGCUCAACAAGAAGUAUGCGUUCCUCGAAAAGUCCCGAUGCUGCAUCGAUCUCUGUGCUGCGCCUGGUGGUUGGCUCCAGGUGGCGAGCAAACAGAUGCCUCCGGGGAGUCUGAUUGUCGGUGUCGAUCUCGUGCCAAUCAAGCCUAUCCCGCGUUGCAUCACCUUCGCUGAGGAUAUCAACUCAUACAAGUGCCGUGACCAGCUGCGCACGGAGCUCAAGGACUGGAAGGCUGACGUAGUUCUGCACGACGGUGCGCCCAACGUCGGUACCGCGUGGGUGCAGGACGCCUACGCGCAGUCCGAGCUCGUACUGCAAUCGCUCAAGCUCGCCGUCGAGUUCCUUGCACCUGGCGGAAAUUUUGUGACAAAGGUGUUCCGAAGUAAAGACUACAACAAUCUCAUCUGGGUCUUCAAUCAACUCUUCCGGAGAGUCGAGGCGACCAAGCCGCCAUCGUCGCGAAACGUCUCUGCAGAAAUCUUCGUCGUCUGCCAGGAGUUCAAGGCGCCCAAGCGCAUCGAUCCCAAGUUUUUGGACCCCCGCUAUGUCUUCAAGGAUCUCGAUCCGACAGCCGCGAACAAGUCGACUGACGACAAGACGCAGAAGCCCGUGUAUGCCGCCAAUGCCGUCGCCAACGUCUUUGAGCCCGAAAAGAAGCGGAGGAAGCGCGAGGGUUACGCCGAGGGCGAGAUGCUGCUGUACAAGGCCAUCAGCGCCAAGGACUUCAUCGAGGGCGACAACCCCGUCGAGAUGCUGGGCACAUUCAACGAGAUCCGCUUCCGUGAUCAGGAGGACAAACGGUUCCUCGAGCACGAGCUGACGGAUGAGAACCUCAAGGCGUGCUGCGCCGAUCUCAAGGUACUGGGAAAGAAGGACUUCCGGAACCUGAUCAAGUGGCGAAAGACGCUGCGUGAGGAAAUGGGCCUGGAGCUGUCUGCCAAGGACCAGCAUCCGUCCGACGACCGCGAUGGAGAGGAGGUGGCCGAGGUGCAGGAGAUGGACGAGGACGAGAUGAUCGACUCGGAGCUGGCGCGCCUCAAGGAGGAGAAGGACCGGCGGGCGAGAAAGGAGCGGAGGAGGAAGAAUGAGGCAACGGCGAGAAAGGUGCAGAAGAUGCAGCUGUCGAUGACGACGCCCAUGGAUAUUGGCAUGGAGAUUGAGGAUGAGGCGUUGCACGGCGGCGACGACUUCUUCGACCUGAAGCACGGGGGUGCCAAGGGCGAGGUCGCGCGAGGCGAAGAGCCAGAGUACGAGGACAGCGAUGAUGAGAGUAAGAAGGCAGGCGAGGGGGAGGAAGAUGACGAUGGCGAGGACGAGAAGGAGCGCAGAUUGCGGGAGCUCGAGGGCGAGAUGGACGGCAUGUACGAGGAGUACCGGCAGCGCAAGGCCGAAGAGGAUGCCAAGUUCCGCAUCAAGGAGGCGAGAAGAAAGGACGAGAACAGGGACGAAUGGUACGGCUUUGAGAAGAAGGGCGACGAUAUGAGCGAGAGUGAAGGCAGCGAGAGCGAGGGUGGAUAUGACAUCGUGCAGAAGAGAAAGGAGGCAGAAGAGACAUACGAUACGGACGAUGAAGAGGACGAGGAGGAUGAGCGUGCCGAGGCUGCCGAGCGGGGUCUGGUCAGAGGGACCAAGAGAAAGGCACAGAGGGAGCUGGAUGAGGACGAGGAGGAAGAAGUCGAGCAAGACGAGAACCUUGUCAACGAUCUCGAGAGCAAGGAUGACAAGCAGGCGCGGCAGAGCAGGGAAGCAGCCAUUUGGUUCGACAACCCGCUCUUCAAGGGUCUCGAGGGGCUUGAGGCAAACGAUGAUGACGACGAUGAAGACAGUGACGAGGAGGAGGAGGAUGAGGAAGAUGAAGACGACGACGAUGAUGAUGAUGAUGACGAGGAAGAAGAGGAGGAAAGCGAUGUCUCAACGACGAUCUCCGCCGAAGCCUCGGACAACUCGGACGAUGACGGCGCACCCUGGCGCUUCGAGGACGACGACGAAGACGUGGCCAAGCAGCGCCAGAUCCAGGAGAAGGGCCUCACGACGGCCGAGGCCAUCACGCUGGCAUCGUCGCUGGUGAACCGCGAAAAGACCAAGGAGGACCUGAUCGACAUGGGUUUCACCAAGUCGAACUUUUCCUACGAUAAGGAGGGUCUGCCCAAAUGGUUCCUCGACGACGAGAGCCAGUUCUACAAGGCCAAUGUACCCAUCACAAAGGAGGCCGUCGCAGCGCUGCGCGCCAAGAUGCGCGCCUUGGAUGCACGACCGAUCAAGAAGGUGGCCGAGGCCAAGGCGCGGAAGAAGUACAAGGCGGCGCAGCGGCUGGAAAAGGCGCGCAAGAAGGCAGAGGGCGUCAGCGAGAAUGUCGACAUCUCGGAGCGGGAAAAGGCCAAGGACAUUGAUCGGCUGCUCCGGCGCGCGGGCAAGGCACCCAAGAAGCGCGAGGUCCAGGUCGUCGUGGCCAAGGGCAAGAACCGCGGGCUCAAGGGCCGGCCAAAGGGCACCAAGGGCCGCUACCGCAUGGUCGAUCCCCGCCAGAAGAAGGAGCUGCGGGCGAUGAAGAGAAAGGACAAGCGCGAGGGAAAGAAGACGACGUCGUCGACGAGCAAGCAGCGUAGGGUCCCCAAUGGCUACGGCGGCCGGUAGCAACAGUCUGUUAGAGCAUGCAGUGUAGAUAAUGAGAGCGAUAACAAGCAC
Molecule: messenger RNA, 2809 nt
Organism: Acaromyces ingoldii
Lineage: Eukaryota; Fungi; Basidiomycota; Exobasidiomycetes; Exobasidiales; Cryptobasidiaceae
Product: FtsJ-domain-containing protein
Exons: 3
Coding region: 20-2758 (912 amino acids)
Biological process (GO): rRNA methylation; maturation of 5.8S rRNA from tricistronic rRNA transcript (SSU-rRNA, 5.8S rRNA, LSU-rRNA); maturation of LSU-rRNA from tricistronic rRNA transcript (SSU-rRNA, 5.8S rRNA, LSU-rRNA)
Cellular component (GO): preribosome, large subunit precursor; nucleus; nucleolus
Molecular function (GO): rRNA (guanine) methyltransferase activity; rRNA (uridine-2'-O-ribose)-methyltransferase activity
Source: RefSeq, a predicted model, not a curated record